This is a messenger RNA of Angiostrongylus costaricensis, 276 nucleotides long. NCBI's taxonomy places the organism in Eukaryota, Metazoa, Nematoda, Chromadorea, Rhabditida, Metastrongylidae. The record is from the annotation of a GenBank genome assembly.
AUGGUGUUCGGACUGUUUGCAUUAACAUCGGUCUGCUUCUCUGAAGAAGCCAAUUCGGACCGGAUUUCAGCGCGGUCGGAAAAUAGUGAAACCGUCGUGGCAAAGAUCAGAGCGCUCAAAAAUGAGAAGAAACAACUACUGAACACCUUCCCCGACGAAAAUGAGAAAAAUUUAAAAGAACGAAAGGCUGUGAAGGGAGCAAAGAGACUUCGUGGGCGACGAGACCAUCGUUUAAAUAGGAAACGUCCACAAAAGAAGGAAGAGAAAAAUGGAUGA